UCCGUCCGUCGGUGUGCCCUCGUCGCCGUGUUCCCCUCCUUCCCUCUCUGGGUCCCGCGUGAGGGGCUGGCAGGCGGAGGAGGAGGCUGAGGCGGGUCACAAGACUUGCGGGGGGAGGAGGAAGGGGCACGAGGAACGCCAAAAGGAGGCCUUAUUAUGGGGCAGAACGCGUGUAACCUACAGAGUCAGCAAGUGUAAUGACUUCCUCUGAACAGAAGCAAAAUGAAAUAGAGCCUGAAAGAGUCGCUGGAAAUACAAGAAUUGUGGAAACAGAAUUGCGCUGCACCUACCCAAAUGAGAGGCGGGAGAGGAAUCAGAUUUACACCCUUCUAAGCAUCAGUAACAGCAUAAAUGAACAAGAGGAAAGGUCUCUGGAUUGUGUUAAUGGAACAGGAUGGGAGGAAGCUGUCCAAGGCUGGGGCAAAACAGCCCCAUUUGCUUAUCUUCAGCUACAAAAGAAAGCUAGAAAAGCAAAGACAAGUGAGUCUGUCAGUGGAUGCCAGUCUGUCAGCGGAUGCCUUUACUGCUUAGAUCUGAAUCAAGUUAUUGACAAAAGUUUGGAACAAGACUCCAAGGGUACAGAACCAUUGAAAACUGAUUUCAAAUUAAGUACAUGUGCUGCCACAGAUCGUAUUCCAGAAAAACAACAGACUCUGCUUUUACAGAGUGCAACCACAGACUCUUCUGCAACAGAAGACUCUAAAAAGGAAAACUGUUAUGGCAAAAUAUAUUCUAGUCAGAUAUCCCAAGGAGAAAAGAAAAAAGUGUCCUUAAAGGAUGCUCAAGCUACUUUAAGUGAAAGGAGAUUUUUUCUAAUGAAAGAGUGUCCUCUCUUCCAAGGAGAAAAGAGAACAGUGCCAAUAAAGGAGUAUAGUAUACUGACUCCAGGAAAAUCCAAAACUCUAGAAACAGUGAAAUACAAAGACACAAAAGGCUACGAGCCUCCCAUAUGUAAUCAUGUUGGCACUGAAACUGCUACUGUUAAGCCAUCAUUAGUACUACCACCUCUGAAAGAUGCAACUCUCAAAACCACCCUAGACCCUUCAGCAAAGAAAAGCAAGACUGUUACUUCCCAGGCAAGUGAAAAAUCAUUCCAUGCUGUUUCCGAGACAAGUUGCUGUGGUCAGGUUUUUAAAACUAAAGAGCAAAAGAGUGAUAAAAGAAUAGACACAAUGUGUAAUGCAGUGAAGGAGCAAAUAAAAAUGCAUGAAAUAGCCUCUUUUGACUCAAGGCUUUCCAAGACUUCAUUCAUCUCAAGAAACCCAGAUCGUUGCUACUGGCAUUGUGCAUUUGCACCAGAUACAAAAAUGGCAACCAUGUCUAAUUCAAUUGCACUGCGAAGACACAAUCAUCUCAACAGCAUGCAUUUUCUGCAUACAAAAGGAGCACGAACCAACAAAGCCAAUGAGAUUCAAGACCCUUGCACCAGAAGUAGGAGUCACACUGGAACCAAACAAGGAAAUGAGUCAAAAACACAGGAGAUCCCUCUGCUUUCUGGACUAUUCCCUUCCUUAACGGAACAAGGCUGGGGGAGAGCUACUCCUUUCACAUGCUGUAAGAUCCAAAAAGAGACCAAGAGACCAAGAGUAACCAAAACAGUCUCAAGCAUCUCUCACCAGAAUAUGGUGCCUGCUAAUAAGAAAAAUAUGGCCUGGGUAACACAGUUGGCAAGAGAGAGACAAAAAAUGGACUGCAAAUUUACUGAAGGAGAACCAGUUUCAAGCAACAAAAAGAUUGAAGUUUCGUGCAUCAAACCAUACAACUAUGUCCCAAUGAUGACAGCCCAUGCCGAGGGAGACAGAAUGAGAGGGAAAUUAGACUCUAUCCAAACAUUCCUAGGUGAAAAAAGGAGCUUGCCAAUAAAGGAAUAUGAAAUAAAGUACUCACAACGGCAGACAGAACCUGACAUCCUGAAAUAUAAUGAGAUCGGCCUGCCCAGAGUAAUCCAUGGUAAUCCUCCUAACAACUUGAGCUGUAUAACCUUAAAUGCAUUUUUGGUCUUCAGACCAAAUGAAGGCAAUGUAAUCAAUUUGCAUCUGGAGCCUCCUACAAAGCAUGAAGCAACGGCAGUCAAGAGAACUGAGGAAGGGGACAGCACGGACGCAGUCUCUUAUAGCCACGCAAUUAAAAAAGUAAAGCAGAAGAGUGAAAAAAAAGUUGGUAUGAAUAAUACGGUGAAAAAGCAAAUACAAGAAUCAUGUAUCGCCCUUUGACUUGUUCAUGGUGUUCAGCUAUUUUGUCUCGUCUUCAGAGCUGUUUGACUUUUUACUUU
This is a messenger RNA of Lacerta agilis (Sand lizard), 2272 nucleotides long. It is a transcript of the gene C8H16orf46, whose product is annotated as chromosome 8 C16orf46 homolog. The record is from RefSeq and is a predicted model, not a curated record. Lineage: Eukaryota; Metazoa; Chordata; Lepidosauria; Squamata; Lacertidae. The transcript has 4 exons. Bases 198 to 2213 code for a protein of 671 amino acids.